Ostreococcus lucimarinus CCE9901 is the source of this 534-nucleotide messenger RNA. It is a transcript of the gene FBP14-2, whose product is annotated as peptidyl-prolyl cis-trans isomerase, FKBP-type. The coding region runs from base 1 to 534 and encodes 177 amino acids. The record is from RefSeq and is a predicted model, not a curated record. Gene Ontology annotation, molecular function: peptidyl-prolyl cis-trans isomerase activity. The transcript has a single exon. Lineage: Eukaryota; Viridiplantae; Chlorophyta; Mamiellophyceae; Mamiellales; Bathycoccaceae.
AUGCUCGCGCGCCGCGACGCCCUCCUGAGCGCCGCGCUGAGCGCCGGCGCGCUCGCGCGACCGCGACGCGCGCGCGCGGCGCCGGCGCCGACGUUCGCGCCGACCAGGGACGGCGUGCGGUUCCGCGACGCGCGCGUCGGCGACGGACCCGAGGUGUUCGCGCACGACGCCGUCGUCAUCCUCUUCACCGCGCGCGUCCUGCCGAGCGACGACGGCGCGCUCGAUCGGCGGCGCGCGGGGGACACGUUCGAUCCGUUCGUCGUCGGCGGCGCGGGCGCGAGCGCGUCGAAGGGAUUCAAGCUGGAGAUUGGGAGCGCGACGAAUGACAUUCCGGAGGGCUGGGCGCGCGCGUUCGAGGGCGACGGCGACGCGAUGCCGCGGAUGCGAAUCGGUGGGAAACGAAUCGUGCGGAUACCGCCGAGCUUGGCGUACGGCGAGCGAGGGCAUCACUGUCGAGACGGCGUGCGAGGGGCGUGCGAGGUGAACCCGGGGGAGAGCGUGGAGAUUGACUUUGAGAUUCUUCGGUACACGUGA